This is a messenger RNA of Prorocentrum cordatum, 1935 nucleotides long. Lineage: Eukaryota; Dinophyceae; Prorocentrales; Prorocentraceae. The record is from the annotation of a GenBank genome assembly.
AUGGACGCGGCGCCGGGAUGGCCACGGGGAGUUCUGUUUCUGUGCCCCGCUUGUGUCCACAUCAGGUUCCUGGGCCGACUGGUCACGGAGGCGCUGCUCGCGGAGGGACGCGAGGUGGUCUCUAUCGACCACGAUUGCGGGCAGGACUGGCCGAGCAACCACGAUCGGCUGAGGCACGUGUGCUGCGACCGCUUCGGAGAGCGUGAGCGCUUCGCAGAGUUGGUGCGCGGGCUCGGUCACCUGGACGCGGUGGUGGACCUGUGCUGCGCGCACGAGGCGUUCGCCUCCGACGUUCUGCAGGCCCUCACCACGUCGGGCGGAGACGGCACGGCGGCAGGCGGGGCCCGGCUCCGCGCCCAGCACUACGUGCUGGUGUCGUCGGAUGCCGUCUACUGGGCCCUCCGCGUGCCCGACGCGGCGCAUGCGCCCGACGGGCUGGAGGAGGACGUGGCGGACGAGUUCGCCCAGGCGGAGUACGAGCGCCACUUGGCGCGGUGCCGGGGGAACCCGCUGGCCGCGAGCCAGCUGCGGCACGGCGGCGCCAUGCUCGGAGUCGAGCGCACGUUCGAAGAGGCCUCUCGGUCGAUGGGCUUCGACCGCACAACCCUGCGGAUACCCGACGUCUACGGGCCUUUCGACGACCAGGGGGCCUUCUGGGACCUGGUGGUGGCGGUGCAGGAGGGACGCCCAGUCCCAGCGCUGCUGCCCGCCGGGCGUGUUCGUGCGGCCGCACGCUGCCGGCCCCAAGAGCACCGGUGCAGCUGGGCCUUUGCCCUCGACGUGCGCGACGCCGUGUUGGCCACUCUGCGGCAGCGCAGCAAGGUGCGCGGCGCCACGCUACACGUGGCCCACGAGGAAGCCGCGACGCUGGCGGAGCUCGCGGGCGCGGUCGCGGAGGCGCUGGGGCUGCCGGCUCACCAGGUGGCCUUCGACCACAGCCGGGAAGCCUCCCUGCCGUCCACUGAUUUCGGGCCGCUGAACACCGCGCGCGCUCGCGGGCUUCUCGCCCCCUGGAGGCCUACGCCGCUGCGGGAGGCCGUGCGGCAGGCCGUCGGCUGGUGGACCAGCGGCCCCGAGCACCGGCGCCGCCACGCCGCCGCGCGGCCCCUGCACGCUGGCACGGAGCGCUGCCGGUCGAUUGUUCCGCGCAACACGUUCGAGGUGCGCCGCUCCAUGGCCGGCGCCGCCGGGGCAGCGCAGCUGGCGCGCCGCCGGCCUCUGCUGCUGGCCGACGCGCUGCCGCACCUGUGCGGGCAGGGCGCCGUGGCCUUCGUGGAGGCGCUGCUGGCGCAGGCGGGGCGGCGGCGCGUGGAGUGCGAGCUGCGCUCCUCGGACGGCCGGGUGCGGCGCGAGGUGCACGAGCUGCGGCACGUCGCGGGUAACCUGCUCGAGGGCAGCACGCACUCGGCGUCCCGCAGGCUGGAAUCCUGGGAGGCCUUGGCGGGCACCCAGCUGGCGGACGCGCUGGCGAACCCCCUCGGGCCCGGCCUGGAGGAGCUCGGCUCCGGCCAGGCCGGGUGUCCGCGCGCGCUGCUGCUCGGCGGCGCUGGCGCGCGGGGGCCCAUGCGGCGGGACCCGCAGGCGGUGCGGUGGGACUGCCUGCUGCUGGGCCGGCGCAGCUGGCGGCUGCUGCCGCCGGGCUGCGCCCUCUGCGGCCAGGGGGACGUCUCGCCCAUGGAGACCUUUGCGGCCGGCCCAACGGCGUUCGUUGUGCAGGACGAUCCCGCUCCUGCGACGUUCGAGCCCGAGGCGGCCUGGGAGUGCGAGCAGUCCCCCGGCGAGGCGGUGCUAGUGCCCGCCGGGUGGUGGGCCCAGAGCUACGACCACGAGCGAGUGCUGUCCGUGGCGGGGCGCUUCGCGGCGCCGCCGCGGGAAGAGGACGAGACGGAAGGGAGCGACGAGGACAGCGACGAACAAUACGAGAACGUUGACUGA